This is a messenger RNA of Nematolebias whitei (Rio pearlfish), 1802 nucleotides long. It is a transcript of the gene lipca, whose product is annotated as lipase, hepatic a. Gene Ontology annotation, biological process: lipid metabolic process. Bases 153 to 1658 code for a protein of 501 amino acids. The record is from RefSeq and is a predicted model, not a curated record. Gene Ontology annotation, molecular function: triacylglycerol lipase activity; apolipoprotein binding. The transcript is spliced from 9 exons. NCBI's taxonomy places the organism in Eukaryota, Metazoa, Chordata, Actinopteri, Cyprinodontiformes, Rivulidae.
CUUGUGGCGUCUCCUCUCUAUCUGUCCAGAACAACACAAUGAUCUGAUUUUAAAUCUCGGGACAGGAAAUGAGGCUUCUUUGACAGAGCUUCUGUACCUGCGAUCCCCUCCAUAAAAAGCUGGUUUCAGGAGUUAUCAGUGUCUGUGACGUCAUGUCUGUGGUCAGAACCUUGUGCUGUUUGCUCAUAAUUUACCACCUCAGCGAGGGAAAGAAAAUCAGGGGAAGCAGAGCAGAUGUGUGGGACCCAGCUGUCCUGGGGGUGAAGGAGCCACAUGUCAGCAGGUCAGUCUUCAGGCUGUUUGUAGGAGGUGAGGACACCUGCACGCUGGACCUGCUGCAGCUGCAAACUCUCACCUCCUGUGGCUUCAACAGCAGUAAUCCCCUCAUCAUCAUCACUCAUGGGUGGUCGGUGGAUGGUUUGAUGGAGAGCUGGGUGUUCAGGAUGGCCACAUCGCUCAAGACAAACCUCAUAAACGUUAACGUGGUGAUCACCGACUGGAUGUCUCUGGCUCGACAGCAUUAUCCUUUAGCUGUUCUGAGCACCCGCACCGUGGGGAAAGACAUAGCUCACCUGCUGCAGAAACUUCAGGAAAAGUACGAGUAUUCAGCUAGAAAGGCUCAUCUGAUUGGCUACAGCCUGGGGGCUCAUAUAUCUGGAUUUGCUGGAAGUUACCUGGUUGGUUCAGAGAAGAUCGGCAGAAUUACAGGUCUGGAUCCAGCAGGGCCUCUGUUUGAAGGCAUGUCCCCCACAGACAGACUGUCUCCUGACGAUGCAGAGUUUGUGGACGCCAUCCACACCUUCACGCACGAACGUCUGGGCCUCAGCGUGGGCAUCAAGCAGGCCGUGGCACAUUAUGACUUUUACCCCAACGGAGGAGACUUUCAGCCCGGCUGUAACCUGCAAAAUAUCUACGAGCACAUAAGCGAGUACGGGAUUUCUGGCUUUGAACAGACGGUGAAAUGUGCUCAUGAGCGCUCCGUGCACCUUUUCAUCGACUCUCUGCUGAACAAAGACAAGCAGAGCACGGCCUACACGUGCAGCGACAACAAGGCCUUCGUCAGAGGGGUCUGCUUGGACUGCAGGAGGAACCGCUGCAACACACUGGGCUACAACAUCAAGAAGGUCCGCACAGCCAGAAGCAAGCGGCUCUACCUGAACACUCGAUCCCGCAUGCCUUUCAAACUCUACCAUUACCAGUUCAGGAUCCAGUUCAUCAAUCAGACGGAGCGAGUUGAGCCCACUCUCACCGUCUCCCUCACAGGAACGAAAGAGGAGAGUGGAGACCUCACCAUCACCAUUGAUGAAGGCAUUUCUGGAAACACGACCUUCACCUUCCUGAUCACGCUGGACAGAGACCUGGGGGAGCUGAUGCUGCUCACGUUAAGCUGGGAGGGGUCGGACUUGUGGAAGAGCGUGUGGAACCGGGUGCAGACCAUGUUUCCUUGGGGUGGCCAGGAAAAGAAACCACAGCUGACUUUGGGAAAAAUCAGCGUGAAAGCAGGAGAGACGCAGCAGAGGACAUCUUUUUGUGCCAUGAACAAUGAACAACAAGUGGAAAUCGCUCAAGAUAAAGAGUUUGUUCGCUGCAAAGACGAGGAGUCGAAACGACGCAAACGAAAGCACCGUGUCCCCGAGUCUGUUCAGCAGACUGGUUGAUCUGUGACAAUAGUCACAGCUAGACGACACUUUCCCUCCUUGUUAUGAAGUGGUGCACGUGGAGGGUUAUUAAGAAGUGGUAACUGACUGCAGCAAGCACUGAGGACGACUUAAAGCUAAGUUAAACAAAAAAAAUCACCUAAU